AUGCUCGCCCGUCGGCUACUACCCCUCUCUCCCUCCGCCCAAACUCCCUCGUUCUUCCGCGCCUUUACCACUACCUCCGUGUUACGAGACCCCCCUCGCAGCCCGGCCUUGAGCGACCUGACCUCCGACGGAGCAGAUGCCUUCAACGUCAAACAGAAGGAAUUCCGAGAUGGGCUCGAGGCUGCCCGGAAAAGAAAAGAACAAGCUGACAGUCAGUUCCUUGAUGCUUCUGCGUCUUCUUCUGAUAGAUCCCCAAGUCUCACUGCUGCUGCAUCCCGCGUGUCUGAACCCCUGGGUUUGGGCUCACUCUCUACCGCACCCUCUACAGAAGAAGCAAGACAAGCCGAGACCGAUACUACCACCAAGCGAACCGGCACGCUCUCCAGCCUCAUCUACGGCACCCCCGAAGGCCAAAAUCUAGACAAAGAGAUGGAAAGAUCGUUCUCCCAGGUGUUGGCUAGGGGCAAAUACGUCCAUUCGAUCGUCUUCCACGAUGUCAAACCAGAUAAGGUCGACGACUAUGUAGAAUUGGUGGGCAAUUGGUACCCGAGGAUGGCCAAUGACCCGGAGAACAAGGUCCAUUUGGUGGGGAGUUGGCGAACAGAAGUGGGGGAUUUUCACAUCUGGGAAUACCAGCGCUACACGGGAUAUCACGCCUCACUCCACAGCAUCGCACAUCACCCUGAAUUUCCUGCCUUCGAGAAGAAAUUGCAGACUUUGAUCACUUCCAAGAAAAUCUCACUAAUGCAGGAAUUUUCAUUUUGGCCAACCACUCCCCCUCGAAAACUCGGAGGGUUGUUUGAACUACGAUCCUAUACCCUGCACCCUGGCAACCUGUUGGAAUGGGAGACACAUUGGCGCAAAGGACUCAAGGCACGCCGAGAAGUCAUGGAAGGCGUCGGGGCCUGGUUUGUACAGAUCGGAGAUCUGAACACCGUCCACCAUCUAUGGCAAUUUGCCGAUCUGGAGGAGCGGAAAUUGCGACGAGAAAUGUCGUGGGGUAUCGAAGGAUGGGGUGAUACUGUGCACAAAACCGUGCCAUUGAUCCAGAGCAUGAAAAGCAAGAUCCUCAUUCCCAUGCCGUGGAGUCCCGUGGGUUAA
Messenger RNA from Fonsecaea erecta, 1101 nucleotides. RefSeq lists its product as hypothetical. The transcript has 2 exons. Lineage: Eukaryota; Fungi; Ascomycota; Eurotiomycetes; Chaetothyriales; Herpotrichiellaceae. The record is from RefSeq and is a predicted model, not a curated record. Bases 1 to 1101 code for a protein of 366 amino acids. Gene Ontology annotation, cellular component: mitochondrion.